AUGGCUGUCCAAGAUACGCCACAAGAUAUCAAUCUUUCAAGGUAUUGUGUCUUCCUGAACACUGAAGGCAAUGAAAGUUUCUGGUCUUCAAAUGGAUGUAAAAUAGAAAACUUUACAAAUACAUACAUCACAUGCUCUUGCUAUCAUUUAACUAGUUUUGCUGUUCUAAUUGGACUAACAAAGGAUAACAUUUACCUAGACGUUAUCACAAAUGUCGGUGUCAUCCUGUCAAUGUUAUUCCUUACCGUAUGUAUUCUUACCUUCAUCUUCUGCCGUUCUGUUAGAAAUGUGACAACCACUCUCCAGCUAAAUCUCUGUAUCUGUAUGUUUCUGGCAUACCUUCUGUUCAUAACUGGAAUUGACAAAACUUCCAAUAAGGCUUUAUGUAUCAUUAUUGCAGUAUUUCUGCAGUUUCUCUUUCUGGCAUGUUUUGCUUGGAUGGGCUUGGGAGCCUUGCAACUUUAUCUUAUGGUUUUAAAACUGAAAGCAGUAAAGUUCUUCAGGAAUCAUGUAAUUCGUAGAAGGUACAUGUACCCCAUUGGUUAUGGUCUUCCUGCAAUCAUAACUGGAAUUUCUGCUCUAAGUUACCAUAAUGGAUAUGGGACAAAGAGAUACUGUUGGCUGAAGACAGACCAUGGAUUUCUAUGGAGCUUUAUGGGCCCAGCUUCCCUGGUGAUCUUUAUUAAUAUUGUUCUCUUUGCAAUUACAAUUUGGAUCCUAAGAGCACAUCUUUCAAAGCUUGACAACAAUAUAACAACACUGAAAGACACAAAGUACGUUAAAGUGUUCUAA
Molecule: messenger RNA, 792 nt
Organism: Protopterus annectens (West African lungfish)
Lineage: Eukaryota; Metazoa; Chordata; Ceratodontiformes; Protopteridae
Product: putative adhesion G protein-coupled receptor E4P
Exons: 6
Coding region: 1-792 (263 amino acids)
Biological process (GO): adenylate cyclase-activating G protein-coupled receptor signaling pathway; cell surface receptor signaling pathway
Cellular component (GO): membrane
Molecular function (GO): G protein-coupled receptor activity
Source: RefSeq, a predicted model, not a curated record